Meira miltonrushii is the source of this 445-nucleotide messenger RNA. RefSeq lists its product as uncharacterized. Lineage: Eukaryota; Fungi; Basidiomycota; Exobasidiomycetes; Exobasidiales; Brachybasidiaceae. Bases 104 to 358 code for a protein of 84 amino acids. The transcript is spliced from 2 exons. The record is from RefSeq and is a predicted model, not a curated record.
AAAUAUUCUCUCCACUUCUGACUUUUACUUAAUCCAGGGUGUAUGAUUCACAACAUUCUUCUUAACCAUCACAAAAGCACACACACACUGACAAAUAAUCACAAUGUCACUGAGAGCAAGUGCACCAAGAUGGUUACAAGCAAGUUCCGUAUCUACACAAUCAUCAGCCAAAGAGUCUCCUAUACGUAAACUUGCCGAUGCAUCAAAAGGAUGUAGUGAACAAGGACAAGUGUAUGCACAAUGCAUCUUUAAGGCACAAUUCAGUAAAGAAGGAACGGGAGUUGAACGUGGCAUAUGCGAAAAAGAAUUCAUGGCAUUCAAAGAAUGUGUACAGACAAAAAUGGGACGCAAGUGGUAGGUAAAUCCCCAAAUAAUGUGUAAUAUCAGACUAUACGCAAGUAGAAAUGUAUCAAUAGAUUGUAUAGAAAUACAGUGAGAAGUUCGU